This is a messenger RNA of Cariama cristata (Red-legged seriema), 285 nucleotides long. RefSeq names its product C-C motif chemokine 5-like. Gene Ontology annotation, biological process: inflammatory response; chemokine-mediated signaling pathway; positive regulation of GTPase activity. Bases 1 to 285 code for a protein of 94 amino acids. The record is from RefSeq and is a predicted model, not a curated record. Gene Ontology annotation, cellular component: extracellular region. NCBI's taxonomy places the organism in Eukaryota, Metazoa, Chordata, Aves, Cariamiformes, Cariamidae. The transcript has 3 exons. Gene Ontology annotation, molecular function: CCR chemokine receptor binding; chemokine activity.
AUGAAGGUCCUCGCAGGCACCCUGGCUGCUCUGCUCCUUGUGGCCAUCUGCUCCCCAGCUGAGGCCCAUCUCCAUGAUUCCGACACGGUCUUCACCGUCUGCUGCUUCAGCUACACGCACCGCCCCAUCCGGCGCAGCCUCAUCACCUCCGCCUACAUGACCAGCAGCACGUGCAGCCAGCCAGCAGUGAUUCUGGUCACCAAAAAGGGGAGGGAGCUGUGCACGAACCCCCAGGAGCCCUGGGUGCAGGCAUACCUGAAGCACUUCCAGAUGCUAGAAUACUGA